This is a messenger RNA of Nicotiana attenuata, 3857 nucleotides long. Its product is annotated as transportin-1-like. Lineage: Eukaryota; Viridiplantae; Streptophyta; Magnoliopsida; Solanales; Solanaceae. Gene Ontology annotation, cellular component: cytoplasm; nucleus. The record is from RefSeq and is a predicted model, not a curated record. Gene Ontology annotation, biological process: protein import into nucleus. The transcript is spliced from 29 exons. Gene Ontology annotation, molecular function: nuclear import signal receptor activity; small GTPase binding. The coding region runs from base 307 to 2994 and encodes 895 amino acids.
AAAUGGGACUGGUCGAACAAAGCAAAAGUGGCACCUCCAGAGUACAGUAGUAUCCACCAUCCACCGCUAAAUGUCUGAAUAGCCAAUGAUUGAUUCAUUUGGUGCUGGGUCCACACACCACUUACACUGCAUCCGUACACACCAGAUCCAUAUUCGCUCCAAACCCCCCUUCUUCUUCUUCUUCUUCUUUUAAACAUUAAACACACACAUUCGUCGUCAUCGGCCCCUCCUUUUGUCUCCCGUUCACAACUUGUCCGAAAUUCCAAGUAUUCUCCAAUCUUCUUUGUUCUUGUUCUAGAAACUUCUAUGGCGGCGACGGCGAGUUCAACAUGGCAGCCGCAGGAGGAAGGGUUCAAAGAGAUCUGUGGAUUAUUGGAGCAACAAAUGUCACCUGCUACUUCUGAUAAGUCUCAGAUUUGGCAACAACUUCAGCACUACUCUCACUUCCCUGAUUUCAAUAACUAUCUCACUUUUAUCUUCGCCCGUGCUGAGGGGAAGUCAGUCGACAUUCGGCAAGCAGCUGGGUUGCUUUUAAAAAAUAACCUGAGAGCUGCAUUCAAAAACAUGCCUCUCGCCAACCAGCAAUACAUAAAAUCAGAGUUGUUACCUUCUCUAGGGGCGACAGAUAGGCACAUAAGGUCUACAGCUGGAACCAUUAUAAGUGUUCUUGUACAAAUAGAGGGAUUUGCUGGAUGGCCGGAGUUGCUGCAUGCUCUUGUCAGUGGCUUGGACAGUAACGACAGUAAUCACAUGGAGGGUGGCAUGGAUGCUUUAUCCAAGAUAUGCGAGGAUGUGCCAAGUCUUCUUGAUUCGGAUAUACCUGGAUUAUCUGAACGACCAAUAACUAUUCUCCUUCCAAGGCUUCUCCAGCUUUUCCAGUCACCUCAUGCUUCUCUCAGAAAGCUUUCAUUGAGUUCUGUGAAUCAAUUUAUUAUGCUGAUGCCUACAGUUUUACUUUUAUCUAUGGAUAAAUAUCUUCAAGGGUUGUUUCUUCUUGCCAAUGACCCUGCUCCAGAUGUGCGGAAGUUGGUUUGUAUGGCAUUUGUUCAACUGGUUGAAGUUCGUCCUGCAUUUUUGGAGCCUCACUUGAGAAAUGUCAUAGAAUAUAUUUUGCAAGUCAACAAGGAUCCCGAUGAUGAGGUGGCACUUGAAGCCUGUGAGUUCUGGUCCGCAUAUUGUGAUGCUCCUCAGUUGCCACCUGAGAACUUAAGAGAAUUCUUGCCACGUUUGAUUCCAGUUUUGCUGUCUAACAUGGUAUAUGCUGAUGAUGACGAGUCGCUUUUGGAGGCAGAGGAGGAUGGAUCUCUCCCAGACCGUGAACAGGAUCUCAAGCCUCGAUUUCAUUCUUCACGUUUUCAUGGUUCAGAGGAUGGUGAAGAUGACGACGAGGACAUUGUAAACUUGUGGAACUUACGUAAGUGCAGUGCAGCUGCUCUAGAUAUUCUGUCAAAUGUAUUCGGGGAUGACAUUCUGCCGACAUUGAUGCCUGUGGUUCAGGCUAAAUUGUCUGCUACAGGAGAUGAAGCUUGGAAGGAAAGGGAAGCAGCAGUAUUAGCUCUUGGUGCCAUAGGUGAAGGCUGCAUAACUGGACUCUUUCCUCAUUUGUCAGAGAUUAUUACGUUUCUCAUCCCGCUUUUAGACGACAAGUUUCCUUUAAUACGAAGCAUCUCUUGUUGGACUCUAUCACGCUUCAGCAAAUAUAUUGUUCAGGUGACGGAUCAUCAAGAAGGACGUGAACAAUUCAACAAAAUUCUAAUGGGUAUUCUGCGAAGAGUAUUAGAUGAUAAUAAACGAGUGCAAGAGGCUGCUUGUUCAGCUUUUGCUACCCUUGAAGAGGAUGCUGCGGAAGAGUUGGCACCAUGCUUGGAUAUCAUUUUGCAGCACCUGAUGUGUGCAUUUAAAAAAUACCAGAGACGGAACCUUAGAAUUGUUUAUGAUGCCAUUGGAACAUUGGCGGAUGCUGUUGGAGAGGAGCUAAAUCAGCCCAGGUACCUUGAGAUUUUAAUGCCCCCAUUAAUUGAGAAGUGGCAGCAACUUCCAAAUUCAGACAAAGAUCUUUUUCCACUGCUGGAGUGUUUUACCUCGAUAGCUCAGGCUUUGGGUACUGGAUUUGCACCAUUUGCUCAGCCCGUGUUUCAGAGGUGCAUAACCAUCAUUCAGUCACAACAAUUGGCAAAGGUUGAUCCUGUUUCAGCUGGUUUUCAAUAUGAUAGGGAAUUCAUUGUUUGUUCUUUAGACCUGCUCUCUGGACUUGCUGAAGGUCUUGGUAGUAGUAUAGAAAGCCUGGUUUCACAAAGUAAUUUAAGGGAUUUGCUUCUGCAAUGUUGCUUUGAUGAUGCUCCAGAUGUUCGGCAGAGUGCCUUUGCAUUGCUUGGUGACCUUGCAAAGGUUUGUCCUGUUCAUUUGCAUCCUCGUUUGGCCGAAUUUCUUGAUGCUGCUGCUAAGCAACUGAACACUUCCAAGCCAGUUGAGAAGGAAACGAUUUCUGUGGUCAACAAUGCAUGCUGGGCAAUUGGAGAAUUAGCUAUCAAGGUUCCCAAGGAGAUAUCUGCAAUAGUCUUGACUGUAGUAUCAUGCUUAGUGCCAAUUCUUCAAUAUGCUGAGGGGCUCAACAAGUCACUGAUAGAAAACAGUGCUAUCACCCUUGGAAGACUUGCAUGGGUUUGUCCAGAGCUUGUAUCACCCCAUAUGGAACAUUUCAUGCAAGCUUGGUGUAUUGCUCUGUCAAUGAUACGUGAUGAUAUUGAAAAGGAGGAGGCUUUUCGCGGUUUAUGUGCAGUGGUUAAGGCCAAUCCAGCUGGUGCUUUGAAUUCACUUGUCUUCAUGUGCAAAGCCAUUGCAAGUUGGCAUGAAAUAAAAAGUGAAGAUCUACACAAUGAAAUCUGCCAGGUUUUGCAUGGAUAUAAGCAAAUGCUCAAGAAUGGUGCUUGGGAACAGUGCAUGUCUGCCUUGGAGCCCUCUGUGAAGGGCAAGCUGUUAAAGUAUCAAGUAUAAAAAGUAUAAUGUGUCCAAUGCUAGUGCUCAUCGCUCCUGUGUUGCUUCAGAGCCACGCAUCUCUCCGAUUUAUAUUGGUGCCAGUUUACCAUUGUCUGAUUGUUGUUGAAGUUGAACAAUGCAUGUUGGAGCAAGCACGAGUUUGCAGUUGAAUUGUCAUCCUGGAGAAAUAUGCUCUUUGAAGAUUGAAUCUUGCUAUACUUCUCCAAAUUUCAGGUGAGCUGGUUUGUCUGCAUAGCUGUUGUUUGGAGCAGAGAAGCAAAGGUUUGAGACAUCUACUGUGCAGGUUGCUUUAUGACAUCCAUAUUUUAGCUUCUGUCUGGGUCCUGAAAAGGCAUGAUGGCAUUUGUCUUGGGUAGUUAGGUUUCACCAUUUGCUUCUUGGGUCUAGAAGUAAUUUUUCUUCAUUUUAAAGUUUUCUUGGUAAGGUUCCAUUGGGUUGGAUUAAUUCAGCACCCACGACAGCUAGGUGUCUCAUACUUUAAUGAUCUACCUUUUCUUUUAGGAGGUUACGAAUUGGUGGUCUGUUAGGAGGGAAUGGGAUAUUGUUUAGUUAGAUGGGUGACGAGAGAGCAAUAAUAGUUAGAUGGGUGAUGAGGUUCGAAUUGUGCCUAUUCAAAAAGGUAAAAUGUGCAUCUUUUUAUCCUGCCAUAAUUUUUGUCACCUUUUAUAGUAAUUGAAAUUUUGACAGUCAUAGAGUUGUGACGUGAUGCCUAAAGUGUAUGUUGUAUGUAGAGUGCUGUACUGCUGUAUCAUAAUUCUGAGUGUAAAGUUCCAUUUGUACUUUUGUCCAGCAGUUGUUUCUGCACCUAUUCAAAAAGGAAGUAAUUUCUUUUCUUGAAGUAUGUUUGACAUUCUUUCUUA